Laetiporus sulphureus 93-53 is the source of this 908-nucleotide messenger RNA. RefSeq lists its product as uncharacterized. The record is from RefSeq and is a predicted model, not a curated record. NCBI's taxonomy places the organism in Eukaryota, Fungi, Basidiomycota, Agaricomycetes, Polyporales, Laetiporaceae. The transcript is spliced from 3 exons. The coding region runs from base 384 to 866 and encodes 160 amino acids.
GGAGAUGAGACGGAUAGAGGAGGGCGCGAGGAGAAGAGUGUGGGAGAGCGGAUGAGCGGAGAAGGCGGGCUUCUCGCGUCUCACUGCCUAUUGCGUGGCGGACGCUUUCAAGAUGAAACCGCUCGCAAGCUUUCUAAGCCGGAGCCCAAUGUUCGACUUCGCGUGUCUGACGAGGCAAUCUAUGUGGCUACGGUUCGCAAGCAGAAAUUCGUUCCUCUGCUCCUCCCUCUUCAGAAGCAGAGGACCCGUCCUCUGGAUUCUGCGAAGCAGAAGAAGACCCAUAUCAGGGCACGUACUUCAACAAUCCGGAGUCGAGCACGGCGCCUUCAUCAGCCGGCUACAUCAUCUUCUCAUCAUCCAUUCUCACCAGUGCAGACAUAUCAAUGCCGGAUGAAACCCUCGCAAGUCCAUCCGUGCAGCUGGAAAUGCACUUUCCAGAAGAAGACCGGACUGAUCGCAAGAACAAGAAGAAGCGCUCAAAGGACAUCGCGAACGAUGUGAACGCACGUGAAGGGGAAUAUGCUGAGACGGUCUUCUUAUACGGCGUUGCGGUGUUUUACGGUCUCUCGGAAGAGCAAGAGCGCGGCAUCCUGGAGGACGUGGAGCAUGCAGGUCUAAUGAGACGAAAGUUCGUCAAGGAUGACUGGGAGAUCGAGGAAUGCCAUUAUAUCCACGGUCCAAAUAUCGCGCAUCCUCGGAUCUUCGACGACUUUUUCAGCGUGCCUUACGCUCUCUUUUUUGCAUCACUGAUUAGCGAUUCGGCGACAGCAUUCAAGACUCGCCGUCACCUCCUCAAGCUGUCCGUCGCACAUGCCCUCGCUCAAUCAACGCUCCUCGCAUACUAUGAAACGCAUGCAGAGCGAUGAGAAUUACUCCUUGUGUAUUACAGAUCGUUCUGGACAGAACAG